Antrostomus carolinensis (chuck-will's-widow) is the source of this 1936-nucleotide messenger RNA. RefSeq names its product protein phosphatase 1 regulatory subunit 12B. The annotation marks the transcript as partial. Gene Ontology annotation, cellular component: cytoplasm; A band; Z disc. Gene Ontology annotation, molecular function: phosphatase regulator activity; protein binding; enzyme inhibitor activity. The record is from RefSeq and is a predicted model, not a curated record. The transcript has 15 exons. NCBI's taxonomy places the organism in Eukaryota, Metazoa, Chordata, Aves, Caprimulgiformes, Caprimulgidae.
GCUGUUGAUCCAGGCUGGGUUUAAUUUGAACGUCCAGGACAAUGACGGCUGGACUCCGCUGCAUGCUGCUGCGCACUGGGGAGUGAAGGAAGCUUGCUCCAUCCUGGCUGAGGCACUGUGUGAUAUGGACAUCAGGAACAAGCUGGGCCAGACGCCAUUCGACGUGGCUGAUGAGGGACUGGUUGAGCAUUUAGAGAUGCUGCAGAAGAAACAGACUGUGUUGCGAAGUGAGAAGGAGACGAGGAAUAAGCUAAUUGAAGCCGACAUGAAUGGCAAGCCUCAAGGUGGACUCUUCACCAACAAAGAGAAGAUUCUUUAUGAGGAAGACACGCUGAAGUCCUUGGAAAACGAGGAAGAGAACAAGGACUCUAGCAGUUCUAGUUCUGAAGAGGAGGAAGAAGCUGAAGAAGAUGAAGCUUCAGAAUCAGAUGCUGAAAAGGAGUCAGAAAGGAAGGAAGAGCCCUUUGCCAACCACUCCAGCCAUGAAACCAGGCCUAGCAUCACUGAGCAAAUACCACCACCCGAGCCCAACUCCUUCACUGCAUCUGCCAGAAGAUUCAGUUGGCUCAGCAAGUCAGACGAGCAGAAGGAUGAGUCACCUUCGUCGUGGCGGCUGGGGCUACGGAAGACUGGCAGUCACAACAUGUUGAGUGAAGUCGCUGCUACUCGUGAGGCACAGAGAGAUAAGACUUCUUCUAUCUAUCGUUCUUCGUCAAGUCCUCGGAUAUCUGCAUUAUUGGACAACAAAGAGAAGGAUAAAGAUAACAAGAGCUAUCUUGCUACAAUAGCCCCCAGAAGACUCAGCAGUACGAGCGAUAUAGAAGAAAAAGAAAACAGGGAAUCAGCUGUUAACCUCGUCCGGAGCGGCUCUUACACCCGGCCGUGGAGGGAUGAAUCCAAGGGAAACGAAGCUCCCCACUCUGGUGCACCUACUACCUACGUAUCUACCUACUUGAAAAGUGCUUCAUUUGGUAGAAGUAGUGACCUCAGCAGUCCCUACAUUUCAGCCAGUCGCAAUACAUCUCUAGCUACCUCACCCACUACCAUUGGGUCAUCUACCUCAUUGGGCACCCCGUGGCAACCUGUCUCUUCCUGUCCCACAUCUCUCGGUGCGAACGCUACUGCAUCAGCCCGCCAGUAUACCAGAGCCCCUUUCAGGCAACAAACUGAUUCUGCUGUAGAGAAAAAUACAGAGGGCAUCUCUGCUAGCACCCCCCUAGGUGUAAUCACAAAUCGUGCUGUACUCGGCUCUGCUAAUGGUAUUGCGAAUGCCAGUGCUGCCUCAACUACAGGAAAGGACUUCUCAGCUGAGGAAGCCAGGGAGCGCAGAAGGUCAUAUCUGACUCCGGUGCGGGAUGAGGAAGCAGAAUCACUGAGGAAGGCACGAUCCAGGCAGGCCCGGCAGACUCGCAGGUCUACACAGGGUGUGACACUGACAGAUCUUCAGGAGGCUGAGCGAACCUUCAGCCGGUCUCGGGCAGAGCGACAAGCUCAGGAACAGCAAAGCGAGAAAGCAGAGAGCGCUGAGCCUGCUGAGGACAGCAGUGAGAGGCAGGAGACCCGGUCACGGUGGAGCAGAAAUACAGAUGAGGAGACUGUCUAUCGGCGAUUAAGGUGCCCAGUGCAACCAGACAAACCUACAACGCCUGUAUCUCCUUCGACGUCAGCACCUCUCCUUUACACAAGUUCAUACCUGACUCGAACGAAUAAGUAUUUAGGUCUUGACUCUGUGAAUCCAGCAGACUUCAGAAGCGCAGCCACAGAGAUGGAGAAAAAUGAGUGUGAAGAUCAGGAUUUAGAUGACAGAUCUCCGAACAAACAGUCAAUCCGAGAGAGGCGGCGGCCAAAAGAGAGGCGAAGAGGCACCGGCAUCAUUUUCUCAACAAAAGAUGAUGAUGAUGAAGUUGAUGGAAAUGAGGAGGUGAAGGAGACUCGG